CCUAAGUUGAGUCUAUAAAAGGAUUUGCUGCAGGGUGCAUCCCUCAUUUUCUCUGAGUCAUUCCCAGUCUGCCCCCUUGCCUGCAUACUUUAGCUAUCCAGAGAAUGCAUUCAGACCCCAAAUCUUAGUUUGGUCAGACCUUCCCCUAAUAUGGUGCUGGGAAGAUCAUACUCUGCAGGGAAGGAGGGGGCAGUGGGCUGAGACUCCCCCACAUUACAAGCAGAUACAGGACAGGAUUUUUAUCUCCCCAUCCCUGCUCCUCUCUCAGUCAGUAUUCAGCAUCCAGGGGACAGAGAGCAUCUUCCAGUAGCUAACUGUGAGUUGGAGGGUAUGUGAUGGUUGUGGGAUGGAUCCAUACUUUGCACUAAUAGAGAACAGAACUGCUUGGUAGAAAGAACUGAUCAGAGGUUCUAGAGAAAACAUGCACACAGAUUAGAACUCAGUCUAGAGGAUAGGAGAAUGUAUGCAGAUAGAAACAAACUUCUAGUAAAUAUAAGACUGACCUACUAAAUAACCCAGAAACUGCUGACAGAUACAAUGACCUAUAAGUGAAUUCAGUUUGAUGAUGCUUUGCAGCAGUUGUGGAAUGGGUUACCUGUCCUGCUCCUUACUGAUUGGAUACAGAGUGUUCUGAUUUAGAUUUCUGACAUCCAGGUGCAGACUCUGCAAUCUUUAUACAAAGACUCAGAGAGAUCUAUCUCUGCUUAAUGAGACAUCUGUGUUUGAGGAAUAAUGUACAGAUGUGAUGCUUAUCAAUAGCCCUGAUUAAUGGCAUUAAUUACCAGGUGAGCAGGGGUUUCUGUAGUUAGUUGAUAAUGAAGGAAAUAGAUGGCAGGAUGAUAACAAGAAAAUAAAAAUGUCUUAUAGAAUAUAGGAAUAUGUGUGAUGUUUACAUUCAGAGUACCAUUGAUCUCUAUGUAUGGGGCUCUGGGAGGGCAGAUGUGGCUGUUAUUAGGGAUGCUGUAAGGUAUGAGCUCAUUCUGUUAUUGUAGAAUUACUGGUUCCUGUAAAUGCUCUGUACAUAGUCCAAGUGAUUAAUGGUGAUCAAUGGAAUUAUUUUACACAGCUGUGCAUGUCACCAUAGGAUGCAUUGUCUUAUAAAUACCAUCUGCAGGUACCCUCAAUCCUGACAGUUAUACAGAUUUGGGACCUAUUUAAGACAAAAAGGUGAUCAAUUUAUUAUCUCGAUAAAGUGACAUAAAAUUGACGCAAACGUGCACUUUUAUACAGAAUCUACAACAAAAUAACUAAAAAUUAAUUAUUUUUUUUGUUAUUGAGCAGAUAGACAUGGAUAUACUCCUGGCACAAAGCUUUUUAUACAUAACCGCAUACCCCAAAUCUGUCUUAAAUGCAUCACGCUUCUUGAUGCAUUCUAUUUGUAACCCCUGUUGCUGCCUCCAGUCUGCCUUAGAGCAAAUUAGUUAAUUUCCUAAAAACAUGUUUGUCUGUUUUCUGUUGCGUUGCCCUGAAUGUGUUGUGUCAUACUUGUAAGUACACUCUAGAUAUAACAAUUGUUUGGUUUACCAGGUGCUCCAUAAUGCUGUGCCCUGGGCUACGACCACUAAUGGUCAUAAAAGCAGGCCGCAACAAGUGGUUAGCCAAUAGUUAUGGGAGUUCUACUCUAAAACUCUGUAUAGUCAGAGGCUGACCCUUUGUUUAUUACGGAACCUAAUAAUCCGCUCGCAAUAUUAUGGAUAUAAUUCCAGGUAGACCAUUAUGGCCUACAAUUUGCCAAUUUGACUUUUGUGCUCUCUGCAAUUUAUUGUUCAGGGAAUUAACUUCUGUUUUGUAAUCUGGAACAGCGCGGUUUGGUUUUUCAUGUUGACUGCCAAUAGUCUACGCCCCACUGCUUUGUCAACAGCAGGGAUUAUUUUAACGCUAUCUCUGACAGUAUAAUGUGAAGAUGUUACCAGGUUACGACAUUCGAGAGCUGUGGCUGUUAAAGAGGGGAUAUUUACAUAUUAUAGAAAACUACUUUCAAAUCGAAACGUGGAAACUCAUCAAGUGAUUGCAUUUAGACCAAUGGGUGGGCUGUCAACUUAUAGCCUAGGGGCCAAAUAUUAAUGAACGCCCCUUUUCUGAGCAUCAAUCUCACAGAUUUCAAUGUGGAUGGUGGUACGUGUGAUAUAUGGGUUUGACAGAUGGCGGCUGCUGGAGUUAUGGUGUGACAUCACAUAUCCCUCCAGCCUCCGGCUGUAUGACAUACACAGUAAUGAUGACGUGUUCACAGAGAGCUGUGCGUGCCAAGAGAGGUACACCCUGUUUCAGGUGACUGCCAUCAGUGAAUUUUAAGGUGACAGUAGGCAGUCUGAGAGCAUAGCAGACUUGGAGAACGUUUCCAGUUAGCCCACUAUAAUGCAGUCAUAAUAAAAGUGUAAUCCAAAAUAGUAUCUCUACCAAUCCUAUAUUAUUUAUAAGAGAUUGUAUCACAUAGAAAGAUAACAGCAAUUUUACAUUAAAUCAGGUAUCUGUAAAAGUAUGCACACAGACAAGGGCUAGCUAUUCUCUAACGUCACAAUUCAAUGUGAAUUUAAAAUUUGAGAUCAAACUUUUGUGAGUCAGCUCUGCUUUCUGCUCAGCUGCUCUGACGUUAAAUUUGAAAUUCUCUACAAUGGUCUAGUAGUGUAAUAAACCCAUUAUCUUUUAUUUUGUCGGCAAAGACAAGGUUUUGGAAAACAAGUCACUUUGCCAGCCGUCUAGUCAAUCUAACUUAGCUUUGAGUAUGAAUAUGUAUUUUUAUUUUUUCUGGAUUGCAACAACAUUGCCUUUAUUGGAUUAGUAUCAUGAGAUAUGGAUGAGAUGAAGAUUUUUUCCACAUUUGAAAAAAGAAUUGUGAAAUUUAGAAUAAAGUAAAAAUGUAUCAUUCUCUGUGGAGAAAGUCUACACUAAUUCUAAGUGUGAUUUCCAAGUUGUCUCUUCAUUAUCACUAUUCGGAUAUGAAAUCAUCAAAUUAAAUGACCCCAGGUUCACACUCUGUUUUUUGUGCAGUUCCCAACAGCCAUGGCCAACAAAGGUCCAUCUUACGGCAUGAGCCGCGAUAUACAAUCUCGUAUUGAGAAGAAGUAUGAUGAUGAACUUGAAGCGCGAUUGGUGCAGUGGAUCAAGAUUCAGUGUGGAAGUGAUGUUGGGUCGCCUGAUGAGCAAGGAAGACUUGGUUUUCAGCAGUGGCUAAAAAAUGGAGUGGUAAGGAUACCUACCUCUUUUCAGCGUCCAUCCCAUGUCUGUGUCUUGUGACCUGUAGUUGGACAUGAGGUUUAUUUAUCAAAAAUGUUAUUUCAGGAGACGGCCAAAUGGCACAUAUUAAAAAAUAGAGGAUAGGGCGCAAAUUGGAAAAAUCCAACAGAUUUAAUACAUUUUGCCAAAAAUGAGACAAAGUAUCAACGGUACUUUGAUAAAUCUCUCCUGUUAAGGUGUUGAUUUAAUAUUUUUGGAUACAAAUUUGAAAAAAAAAAAAAUGAAUCUAUUUUAAAAAAUUUUAAAUCUGAGUAACUGACUCCCGCUGCCAUUGUAAUAUAUAAUAAAUGUGGACACAGGCUUGAGGAAUGCCACUAAAAAGGUCCUCACAAAUAACACCAUCCUUUUGCUAUUUUGUAAAUAUUUGCAUAAGAGGAUGUCAGAUGAGGCACCACUCGAUAGGAGAGAUUCUUCUCAGGACGUACAGAUUUCAGUCUGUGAACGCAUUUUGUCCUUGUCACAUUCCUCUCUGGAUAGAUACAUUCAACCUUUGACACUAUUCCACCUGGAAGAUUCAUUGAUUCUGGCUAUAUCGUCCAUUUUACAAAGAAAAACAUCAUGUUACAAUACGUUGUCCAUGUAUCACUCUCUGGAAAUAUGGAUUUGUGUCCUUAUAUCCCUUUUCUACUCUAUCCACAGGCUCUUGGGGCAGUGAAAGGUGGAUUUAAUCCUUUGGAAACGCCUGUAACUUACUUUCUUCUGUCAACAGAUCCUCUCAAAGCUGAUCAACAGCCUGUAUCCCAAGGGAUCCCAACCAGUCAAGAUUCCCGAUCCUCCCCCCAGCAUGGUCUUCAAGCAAAUGGAGCAGGUGGCGCAGUUUCUGAAGGCAGCAGAGGAAUAUGGCGUGGUGAAAACAGACAUCUUCCAAACUGUAGACCUAUACGAAGGUAAAACAUGGUGUAGAGUAACCAUGUGAAUUUUCACAGAUGUGGAUAUUGAAUUUGAAUACUCAUGGAAGUAAAAAAAAAUUUAUUUACAUUUGAGAGCCAGGGGCCAGGACUGGGAGAUAAUAGAUAACCAUCAAUGGAACAUUCUAUAUCAGUUCAUCUUCAAGAUGUGAUAUUGGGGCCUGCAGGCUUGCAAAUGAAAACUGUGUCAUUACUGAGAAAUGGCACUUUUUACAUUUUGCAAUUCCCAUGCUCCUAGCAGCUUUGAUUCCGCCAUGUCCAUCUGACAGACCCUGCCUAGGGGCACUUGGAUUAAAAUAAAGUCUAUAAUCUUAUUUAUUUUACCUCUGGCUUCAGAAUUCUAAUAAUGCCGCUGCCAGACACUGGAUGUGAGCAUAGAGAAGCACUCGAUUGAUGGAUCACUGAUUACACCACAUGUGCUGUAUCUCUCAAAUGCUUCUCUGUCAGGAGCAUUUAGUUGGACAAACAUCAUUAAGCUUGAAUUAACACUACCAUGUCAGGAACACAAACGUAUGCCUAACAAUAUAAUGUUACACUGUUUAGGUAUUUCUCUUCCCACUCACCCAUUCCCCCUCCCCGAUAACAUGGGAAAGGUGUUUUUAUACAUUUUUGGGAUAUCACAAAACUGAGUUCUCUCAUCCAAUUGCAUCCUUUGCAAUAGGAAAGCAUAAGGAGGCUAUUUCACAAGCACAGCACAACCCAGAGAGUGGAGACGCGGAUUGCCAGUGCUGCACACUGUGCAGCAUUGACCAUGGAAGUACCUCUAGUGACCAUCUGAGUGACUGUCACUAGAGGUGUAGCUAGCCAGCAAUGUAAACACUGUCUUUUCUCCAGGACAUGACACCAAUACCACUACAUUAAGCUGUAGUGGUUCUGGUGACUAUAGUGUCCCUUUUAUGAUUUUACAGAGGAGUACAGCUGGGUACUUUCAACUUAUGCUGACCAGGGAAACCAUACGAAGCUUCCAAGCAAACAAACAAACGUUUACCUGUAAGUUUCAUUUGGAAUGUCAAGUUCCAGUAGAUGAGAUCCACCACAAUCCCAUUGUAAGCAAGAAACCUCCAAACUGCUCCGUAAACUCAGUAACCAUACCGUGGUUGCUCUCAGUGUAGGUUAAUAAUCCAAAUUAUGUUGCAUAUUAAUUAAUGCAUAUACUGUAUAAAGCAACAGUAGAUGCCGUGGGAGUUUUGUUUAACUAGAUUAGACAAAUAAGAAGGGAUUAGAAAACUGAAACAAAUAGUCUUUGUGCCUUCGAGUGUCAUUGGAAGAAAAGCACAUAAUAUAAAGUAGUGUGUAAAUGUCGAUAUUAAAUCUCCCAGAUUGUAGAAAACAAAAGCAAAACCUAAAACGGCAAAUCCAAAAUUUGAUUGAUAUAAAAGUAGAUUGCACACAGCAGAUCCACUAUAAAUUAGAGGGACCGGUAGCAGGCAUUAAAGUGGUAGAUUGGGAUGGAGACAUACAGACUGCAACUUGUCACCCACCAACCCACCCAAACAUUCUACAGAUUUAUACCAGACUUGUCUUUAUCGUAGGAAAGGACAUUGCGGCCGUGCAGAGGACGAUUGUGGCUCUUGGCAGCAUUGCCGUUACCAAGAAUGAUGGACAAUACCAAGGAGACCCCUCGUGGUUCAUGAAGUAAGUAAAGGAGACUAAUCGGUCUAUAAUGUUAUACUUUAUAGAGAGUACAAACCGCAUGUUGUAGUGAAUUGAACACUGAACUUCAGUUCAGGCAAAAAAAAAUAAAAAAUACUUUUCGUGAGCUGAUCGUAAUAUUUGUUUCUAUUUUCUUUUUCGCAGGAAAGCGCAAGAACACAAACGGGAUUUCUCUGAUGAUAAACUGAAACAGGGAAAGCAUGUCAUUGGUUUGCAGAUGGGCAGCAAUCAGGGUGCCACCCAGGCCGGCAUGACGGGUUACGGACGUCCCCGACAGAUUAUCGGCUAAAUUUGAAACACGCGUAAGAGACCUUUUAACCUCUUUACUGCUGGAAGUACAUUGUUGCCCAGUGGUUUCAGCAGUGAAGGGGUUACACAAUGCAAUCAGAAAAACUACUUACCCCAGUGCACCCGCUAUUACGCCAAAGUGGGGAGAGGGGGAAAAAAAUUACUUUAAUCUAUCUUGAAAUAGGCAUCUGAUUUUUUUUUUUUUUUUUCACAAAAAGGGCUCUUUAUAAUUCUCUCUGUAACAAUAGAAGUUUAUUGUAACUGUCCUCACACAUCAUUAGUCCUAAGGAGAAAUUAAUAUUAAUUAAUUCAGCUAGCGGCAGACGGGAUUAAUAUUGGAUUUGUAAUCAUUAAACUGCCUGUGCAUGGCUGCUAACUCUGCCACAUUCCUGUUGUAGAAUGGGUAAACGGCGUCACGCAAGCCUAGAAUUCCUGCCUCAGGAUAGGAGGCAAGGUAGAUAGUCUGUCUUGUUUAUAAUCGAAACAAGCAACGCUUUUCCAUAUAUAGUCAGUCUGUAUUCAUCCUCUCUCCACUGCUAAAACUUUAUAGGAAUUAAUCAGACACUACCCUUUAUUCUCCCUACAGCAAUUAGCAAGAAAUCAUCCCAAUCAUCUAGCUUUUGUAGACUACUAUCCCUAUCAUCCUCAGACACUCAGACAGCAACUUGCUAGAACUAGCACCAGUGUUAUUGCGCCACGUUAAGGGUGACACAGAUUUCAGGACAGACUUGAAAAUUUAGACAAAGAAUGAGAGUUGGGGGGGAGGGGGAAACCAGUAGUUUCCAUUUCAGUUGAAAUGAAGGGCUCCCACCCCCCAAUCCGAAUAUUUUGUCCUAAAUUUUGUAAGUCGGUGCUCAAGUCGUUGCAGCUUGCCAUUUAGAGAAUAGACCCCUUUUCAGUGUUCCAGAAGUCCUGUACAUCAUUCCAUCUCUCUACACUUCCCUGCUCCAUUGCACCGCAUAUACACCUGACACUAAAAUCAUUCUUCCUUUACUGAAGUCUUAAAUCAAACAGGAUGUUUGCCUAGAACGUCGUUUUAAAAUGGAAAAAGAAACCAAUGUUUUGUACUAUUAAUUUUUUUUUUUUGGAUAAAAUAAACAUGUUUAAAUCAUUAGCAUUGUCGGACUUUUUGUUUUUUAUAUUGUAUGCAUCUUA
Molecule: messenger RNA, 7238 nt
Organism: Pelobates cultripes (western spadefoot toad)
Lineage: Eukaryota; Metazoa; Chordata; Amphibia; Anura; Pelobatidae
Source: the annotation of a GenBank genome assembly